AUGGCCGCGCGCGGGUCACACACGCCGGCCUCGGGGGGACCCCGCACCCCACGCCCUCAGGACAGGCCGUCCCGCCCGGGAGGAGCAGCCGGGGAGACCCGGGCCCCGCGGGCCCAGCGCUCAGCGCGGCGAGGUAGUGCGGGCAGCUGCGGGCGCGCACGUGGGCCCAGGUGGGCGCAAAGACUGGCCGGCCGAGGAGCCCGAGAGAGGCCCCGAGAAGGCGGAAGCCCGGACCCAGGCUCUGGCCGCCGCCCUCGGAGUUCACAGGGAAACUGCGCUUCACCUCUGGGGGAGCGGCAGGGGCGUGACGGCGCGCGGGGCCCCCGGGGCGUGAUUGGCAGGCCCGGGGAGGACCCUCUCCGCACCCGCGCUGAGUGGCCGCUUCUGAUCACCGUCCCUCCCACCCUAGACUCCUCCCCUCAGCCCCGGGGCCCGAGGCCGAGCGGUUUCUGCGACCCCCGGACGCCGGGCCUGGCUGGAGACCACCCUGGACACGUGUCAGGGGCCGGCCCUGGCGCAAGAUCGGGGACAGGGCCGUGGGUUCGGGUCAGGGGCCCCCGGCUGCCACCUGCCCGGCCACCUGCGCUGCUCCCCAGGUUCCCCCUGCGCGUUCUCGGCCGAGAAAGAGACUCGGAGUCCGGGCGCCGGGACGGCUCCUGUUCCCGACCCUCCGUCCACGGCUCCCGCGGGGCUCGGCCCCGGGGUCCCGCCCAGGUCUCCGCGGUCCCCGCUAGGAGGGGCGCGGAGACAAAGGCGCCAGAGCCGCCCCCACUGGCCCCCGAGGGUCACUCACCGGCGCUGCGCUCGCUGCUCCGAGACCGAGGGGUGCCGCGGGGUCCCAGGCCCGGGCGAGCAGGUCCCGGCUUCAAGCGCCGGCUCGCGGGGUCCCCGGACAGCCUGCACCGCCUUCCGGGGUCGGGAGCCCGAGGCCGCCGGGGCUGGAGGCGGCUUCUCGCGGGCGCGCGGCGGCGGAGACUGAAGGCGGCUCCGAGGGACGGGCGCGCACCCCGCUCCCGGCCCCGCCUCCCCGGGCUUCCUGCGCGCCAGGGCGGGCCACCUUCCUGCCUGCAGAUGUCCCUGCAGCUGGGCUCUGGGCUCAGGAGCGUCCCUCAGACCACAGUGACAGCGGCAGCACGCGACCUUCUGUUCUGCGCUCCUUCUGCUGGGGUUUCAGCGGUUUCCUGAAGCAUUACAUAUGCCAACGGUCAGCCCUGCAAACGGCAGGCUCCACACGUUCCAGUUAAAAGUCUUUUUAAAGGCCUGUCUCGGGGGCUUUCCUGCCCUCCUGGUUAGCAAAAGGACCCCAAGUGGAGGACAGUGGAUGGAAGAAACAGAGGUUGGCAUUUCACCAUGGAGAGACAAACUUUCACAUGACGAUGUCUGUGCAGCCCUCGGCAAAGUACAGAGAUUCGUUGUGCUGAAUAAAAUAGGAAGGCAUCUCU
Saimiri boliviensis boliviensis (Bolivian squirrel monkey) is the source of this 1442-nucleotide messenger RNA. Lineage: Eukaryota; Metazoa; Chordata; Mammalia; Primates; Cebidae. The record is from RefSeq and is a predicted model, not a curated record.